Molecule: messenger RNA, 952 nt
Organism: Cylas formicarius (sweet potato weevil)
Lineage: Eukaryota; Metazoa; Arthropoda; Insecta; Coleoptera; Brentidae
Product: testisin-like
Exons: 5
Coding region: 63-926 (287 amino acids)
Biological process (GO): proteolysis
Molecular function (GO): serine-type endopeptidase activity
Source: RefSeq, a predicted model, not a curated record
GCGUUUUAUUGCAAUUCCAUGAUUUUCACAAAUUUCGGUUUAUUCGAUUGCAGAAGAACGAAAUGUGCAAGACCGUCUUGAUUCUUGUGGCAACGAGUUUCCUAUGGAUUUCACAGGUGAAAUCGACGGAUCUUGAUAAUCACACGAAUUGGAAACAUUUGCCCACUAAGGAUUGCGGAAAGGCGUCUCCAGCGGAUAGACUCAUCGGAGGUGAGCAGGCGAAACUUGGUCAAUUUCCAUGGAUGGUUCUGAUAAAAUUUAAUGGAGCGCUUUGCGGUGGGACAUUACUCAACAAAUAUUACGCGUUGACUGCCGCUCACUGCUUCAAUGAAACUGUUGAAUACAUAACGGCGACCUUAGGAAUUAUUUUCAAUAAACCUCCAUAUUGUGAGGGUGAUGGUUGUGUCUCCACCGCACAAGUCAUGAACAUCAGUGAAGCUCACAAAUCUGAGGAUAUUGACUUAGGUCUGCUUCAAUUUUCUCAACCAGCUGAAUAUAACGAAAACGUCCAACCGAUCUGCUUGCCUCGUGGAGAUAUCGUCGACCAUCCAGAAAACUACUUAACCAUGGGCAAGCAUUUUUUAACUGUAUCCGGAUGGGGUUACGUAAAUCAUAGAGAAAAAAUUUUAUCACCAUAUCUUAUGUAUGGGAAAUUUGGCUUUGUUGACAAUUACGAUUAUCCAAAUUGCUGCGGCCCAGAUAAACUAGUAGUAAGCGUUGGAGGGAACGGAACAAAUAUUUGUUACGGAGAUUCCGGAUCGCCGGCGGUGCAACUACAGAAGUUAGACGAAGGUCCUGAAAGGUAUUUUCUUCUGGGGGUCACAUCUGCCAUAAGCGCGGAUAGGACGUGCGAAGAAACUGUCGGCGUUCUCGUAAAUAUAGCUCACGUAUUGGAGUGGAUACUGGAUCAUGUCAAUAAAUCGUAAUACAAAAAGGAUAUAAUGAAAUAAAA